This is a messenger RNA of Propithecus coquereli (Coquerel's sifaka), 6474 nucleotides long. It is a transcript of the gene KAT6A, whose product is annotated as K(lysine) acetyltransferase 6A. Gene Ontology annotation, molecular function: histone acetyltransferase activity; DNA binding. Gene Ontology annotation, biological process: nucleosome assembly; regulation of DNA-templated transcription. Gene Ontology annotation, cellular component: nucleosome; MOZ/MORF histone acetyltransferase complex. Lineage: Eukaryota; Metazoa; Chordata; Mammalia; Primates; Indriidae. The coding region runs from base 451 to 6474 and encodes 2007 amino acids. The transcript has 17 exons. The record is from RefSeq and is a predicted model, not a curated record.
GUUCCGCCGCCUUGCCGCCCCUCCCCCCGGCCGGAGCUCACUGUCUCCAAGAUGGCGGCCGUGUCAGUUUGGGGCAUCUCCGCGGUCCGGCCCGGCGCCCCGGGAUCCCGGCUCUUUUUCUUCCCGGCAUAAGAAACACAUUUUUCUGCUCUGAAGCUGGGAAUGAGAUAUUCUUGAGUUCUUACAACUUUAUGAAGAGACCCAUGUGUGGUGCUACUGAGAAAUUUUUGGAAAGUUUGAAGACAUUUCAAAUAACAGGUUAUUUUGGUUUCUAAAGUAAAAGCGGGGAGGCAUUCUGUUUUGUGAAAGGAGGAAGGACUCAGGCCAGAAAACUUGUAUGCUAUGGUUAACUGGUUCCCAGCCUCCGAGAAUCUUGUUUUCCAUGGUGUAAAACUUACUCAGCAUCAGGAUAAGGGAUAACGACUCUAUGGAUAUACAGAAUCCUUCACCAUGGUAAAACUCGCUAACCCGCUGUAUACUGAGUGGAUUUUGGAGGCCAUCAAAAAAGUAAAGAAGCAGAAACAGCGUCCUUCAGAAGAAAGGAUAUGCAAUGCAGUGUCUUCCUCCCAUGGCUUGGAUCGUAAAACUGUUUUAGAACAAUUGGAGUUGAGCGUUAAAGAUGGAACAAUUUUAAAAGUUUCAAAUAAAGGACUCAAUUCCUAUAAAGAUCCUGAUAAUCCUGGGCGAAUAGCACUUCCUAAACCUCGAAACCAUGGAAAAUCGGAUAACAAACAAAGUGUGGAUUGGAAUAAACUGAUCAAACGGGCAGUUGAUGGCUUGGCAGAGUCCGGUGGCUCAACUUUGAAAAGUAUUGAACGUUUUUUGAAAGGUCAGAAAGAUGUGUCUGCAUUAUUUGGAGGCAGUGCUGCCUCUGGCUUUCACCAGCAAUUACGAUUGGCUAUCAAACGUGCCGUUGGCCAUGGCAGACUCCUCAAAGAUGGACCUCUUUAUCGGCUCAACACUAAAGCAGCCAGUGUGGAUGGGAGAGAGAGUUGUGAGUCUCUUUCCUGUUUACCUCCAGUGUCACUUCUUCCACAUGAAAAGGAUAAGCCGGUUGCUGAACCAAUUCCCAUCUGUAGUUUCUGUCUUGGUACAAAAGAACAAAACCGAGAAAAGAAGCCGGAGGAACUCAUCUCCUGUGCCGACUGUGGCAACAGUGGUCAUCCAUCCUGUUUAAAGUUUUCCCCCGAACUAACGGUUAGAGUGAAGGCCUUACGGUGGCAGUGCAUCGAGUGUAAAACGUGCAGCUCCUGUCGAGAUCAAGGCAAAAAUGCAGAUAACAUGCUCUUUUGUGAUUCAUGUGACCGGGGUUUUCACAUGGAAUGUUGUGAUCCACCACUCACCCGGAUGCCAAAAGGCAUGUGGAUAUGUCAAAUAUGUCGACCUAGGAAAAAAGGACGAAAACUUCUACAAAAGAAGGCAGCACAGAUAAAACGGCGCUAUGCUAACCCAAUAGGACGUCCAAAAAACAGGUUAAAGAAACAAAACACGGUAUCAAAAGGUCCCUUCAGCAAAGUUCGAACUGGCCCUGGAAGGGGUCGUAAACGUAAAAUCACUCUCUCCAGCCAAUCAGCAUCAUCAUCAUCAGAAGAAGGAUAUUUAGAGCGAAUAGAUGGCUUGGACUUCUGCAGAGAUAGCAGUGUCCCCUUGAAGUUCAACAAGAAAACCAAAGGGCUCAUUGAUGGCCUUACCAAAUUCUUCACCCCUUCCCCUGACGGGCGGAAAGCUCGAGGGGAAGUGGUGGACUACUCUGAGCAAUACAGAAUCAGGAAAAAGGGCAACAGAAAAUCAAGCACUUCAGAUUGGCCCACAGACAAUCAGGAUGGCUGGGAUGGCAAACAGGAAACUGAGGAGCGGCUCUUUGGGAGCCAGGAAAUCAUGACUGAGAAAGAUAUGGAAUUAUUUCGUGAUAUCCAAGAACAAGCACUGCAGAAAGUUGGAGUGACUGGUCCCCCUGACCCACAAGUCCGUUGUCCUUCCGUCAUUGAAUUUGGGAAGUAUGAAAUUCACACCUGGUACUCCUCCCCGUAUCCUCAAGAAUACUCAAGGCUGCCCAAGUUAUAUCUUUGUGAAUUCUGUCUAAAAUACAUGAAAAGUAGAACUAUUCUACAGCAGCACAUGAAGAAAUGUGGUUGGUUCCAUCCUCCUGCCAAUGAGAUUUACCGAAAGAAUAAUAUUUCUGUCUUUGAGGUUGAUGGGAACGUGAGUACCAUUUAUUGUCAAAACCUGUGUCUCUUGGCAAAGUUGUUUCUUGACCACAAAACACUCUAUUAUGAUGUGGAGCCAUUUCUUUUUUAUGUUCUAACACAGAAUGAUGUCAAGGGCUGCCACCUUGUUGGCUACUUUUCUAAAGAAAAGCACUGCCAGCAGAAGUACAACGUUUCCUGUAUAAUGAUUCUUCCCCAAUACCAGCGUAAGGGCUAUGGCAGGUUUCUCAUCGAUUUCAGUUAUUUGUUAUCAAAGCGUGAAGGCCAAGCGGGGUCUCCAGAGAAACCGUUAUCCGAUCUAGGUCGUCUUUCCUACAUGGCUUACUGGAAAAGUGUAAUAUUGGAGUGCCUUUAUCACCAAAAUGACAAACAAAUCAGCAUUAAGAAGUUGAGCAAGUUGACUGGAAUCUGCCCUCAAGACAUCACUUCCACACUCCACCACCUACGAAUGCUGGACUUCCGUAGUGACCAAUUUGUGAUUAUCCGCCGGGAAAAGCUUAUCCAGGAUCACAUGGCAAAGCUUCAGCUGAAUUUGCGGCCUGUAGAUGUAGAUCCGGAAUGUUUGCGCUGGACGCCUGUCAUAGUGUCCAACUCUGUUGUCUCAGAGGAGGAAGAAGAGGAGGCUGAGGAAGGAGAAAACGAAGAGCCACAGUGCCGGGAAAGAGAAUUGGAGACCAGUGUGGGAAAGUCUGUGUCUCGAGAGGACAAAGAACAAGAUUCUUAUUCCUCAGUAGAAAGUGAAAAGAAAUCAGAAGUUAUGGCUCCAGUCAGUUCUACACGUUUGAACAAACAAGUGCUUCCCUGUGACAGUCUUCCCGCAAACAGUCAGCCGCCUCCUCGGAGGGGUCGCUGGGGGAGGAAGAACAGGAAAACCCAGGAACGUUUCGGUGAUAAAGAUGCUAAACUGCUCUUGGAAGAGACAUCAUCAACUCCUCAGGAACACUAUGGAGAAUGUGAGGAAAAAUCGGAAACCUCCCAAGAACAGUACACGGAAAGUGAGGAGCAGUCGGGAGCCUCCCAGGAGCAGCCCAGCCAGGACGGGCAGCCAGACCCUCCCACGAGGAGACUCAGCGAGGGGGCUGAGCCCUGGCGAGGGCCGCUGCGUAGGAGCCCCGAGGCUCUGCAGUGCAGGCUGCCAGAAGGGAACGACAGGCUGCCUCGGCGCUACAGCGAUGGCGACAGGGCGCUCCUCAGGGGCUUCAGUGAGAGCAGCGAGGAGGAGGAAGAGCCAGAAAGCCCUCGGUCAAGCUCGCCACCAAUUCUCACAAAGCCCACACUGAAGCGAAAGAAACCAAUUCUUCAUCGAAGAAGGAGAGUCCGAAAGCGCAAACACCACAAUAGCAGUGUAGUCACAGAAACCAUUUCUGAGACUACAGAGGUGUUAGAUGAACCUUUUGAAGACUCUGACUCUGAGAGGCCAAUGCCAAGAUUAGAACCCACCUUUGAGAUAGAUGAAGAAGAGGAGGAAGAGGAUGAAAGUGAACUCUUCCCUAGAGGAUACUUCCAUCGUUUGUCCUCGCAGGAUGUUCUCAGGUGUCGAUCCUCUUCUAAGAGGAAGUCUAAAGAUGAAGAAGAAGAUGAAGAAUCAGAUGAUGCUGAUGACACUCCUGUCCUAAAGCCAGUAUCUCUCUUGAGAAAAUGUGAUGUGAAGAAUUCUCCACUUGAGCCAGAUACAUCCACACCUAUGAAAAAGAAAAAGGGGUGGCCCAAAGGCAAGAGCCGCAAACCAGCCCACUGGAAGAAAAGACCUGGGCGAAAGCCAGGGUUUAGGCUGAACCGGGAAAUCGUGCCCAUUUGUACUCAAGAGUGCAUUGUUGGGCCCAUUGUCCCCACUCCCAAAUCUGGACGUAAACCUGAGAUUCAAGAGAGUGAAGAAACUGCUGAACUGAAGGAAGACUUGCCCUUAUGCGAAGGAAGGAAGGAAGAGGAGAUGCACGUGGAAGCAGAAGAGGUUGAAGAGGGAGAGGAAGAGGAUGCAGCCAGCAGUGAAGUCAGAGUGGCUUCUCCGGUGGACAGCAGCAAUAGUCCCGAGACCGAAACUAAAGAGCCCGAGGUGGAGGAGGAGGAAGAGAAACCCCACCUCAUGGGAGAGCAGAGGCAGGCAGAGGAAGAGCAGCAAGAAUCGGGAGAACAGGAGCAAGAGGAGGAAGAUGAAGCAACUGCAGAGACAAACCAGAAUGAAGACCACGAUGCAGAUGAUGAAGACGACGGCCAUCUGGAGUCAACACAGACAAAGGAGCUGGGGGAACAACCAGUUGGGGAAGAUGUCAAGGAGGAGCCCAGUGGUCAGGAGUCUUUUUUAGGUACUAACAUGCAGAACAGGGAGAAUACAAAGGAUAAAGAUGAAACAGAGCCAGAGUCUGAAGAGGAGCAGCCUUCCCAUGAGACGUCAGUGGUGUCAGAGCACAUGCCGGGGUCUGAGGAUGAUCACGAAGAAGAGUCGCACACUAAGGAAGACUUAAUUGAAUUAAAAGAGGAAGAAGAGAUUCCUCAUAGUGAACUGGAUCUGGAAACUGUACAAGCAGUGCAGUCUUUGACUCAAGAAGAAAGCAAUGAGCACGAGGGCGCCUACCAGGACUGUGAAGAAACUCUCGCGGCUUGUCAGACCCUGCAGAGCUACACCCAGGCUGAUGAAGACCCUCAGAUGUCCAUGGUUGAAGACUGUCAUGCUUCAGAACAUAACAGCCCGAUCUCCUCUGUUCAGUCUCAUCCCAGCCAGUCUGUCCGUUCGGUCAGCAGUCCCAACGUGCCUGCCCUUGAGAGCGGUUACACCCAGAUCAGCCCGGAACAAGGAUCCCUGUCCGCACCCUCUAUGCAGAACAUGGAGACCAGCCCCAUGAUGGAUGUGCCUUCUGUAUCAGACCACUCUCAGCAGGUGGUGGACAGUGGCUUCAGUGAUCUGGGCAGCAUUGAGAGCACCACAGAAAACUAUGAGAACCCCAGCAGUUACGAUUCCACGAUGGGCGGCAGCAUCUGUGGGAACAACUCCUCCCAGAGCAGCUGCUCCUAUGGUGGGCUGUCGUCCUCCAGCAGCCUCACCCAGAACAGCUGUGUGGUCACCCAGCCAAUGGCAAACGUGGGCAGCAGCUGCAGCAUGAUGCAACAGAAUAAUGUCCAGCCUGCUGCGAACUGCAGUAUCAAGUCACCUCAGAGUUGCGUGGUGGAGAGGCCUCCCAGUAACCAGCAGCAGCCGCCGCCGCCGCCACCCCAGCAGCAGCAGCAGCAGCAGCAGGCGCCAGCGCCACAGCCUCCGCCGCCCCAGCAGCAGCAGCAGCCGCAGCAGCAGCAGCAGCCGCCGCCGCAGCCCCAGCCCCCGCAGCCUCAGCCCCCGCCCCCUCCCCAGCAGCAGCCACCCCUGUCACAGUGCAGUAUGAAUAACAGUUUCACUCCAGCUCCUAUGAUCAUGGAGAUACCAGAAUCUGGAAGCACUGGGAACAUAAGUAUCUAUGAGAGGAUUCCAGGGGAUUUUGGGGCCGGCAGCUACUCUCAACCAUCAGCUACCUUCAGUCUCGCCAAGCUGCAGCAGCUGACGAACACCAUCAUGGACCCUCAUGCCAUGCCUUAUAGCCAUUCUCCUGCUGUGACUUCCUAUGCAACCAGUGUUUCUCUGUCCAAUACAGGACUGGCUCAGCUAGCUCCGUCUCAUCCAUUAGCUGGGGCUCCUCAAGCACAAGCCACCAUGACGCCGCCCCCAAACUUGGCAUCCACUACCAUGAACCUCACGUCACCUCUUCUCCAGUGCAACAUGUCUGCCACCAACAUUGGCAUUCCUCACACUCAGAGGUUGCAAGGGCAAAUGCCAGUUAAGGGACACAUUUCCAUCCGUUCCAAAUCUGCACCACUGCCCUCUGCGGCUGCCCACCAGCAGCAGCUGUACGGCCGCAGCCCAUCCGCGGUUGCCAUGCAGGCCGGCCCUCGGGCAUUGGCUGUGCAGCGUGGCAUGAACAUGGGGGUUAAUUUAAUGCCAACUCCUGCCUAUAAUGUCAAUUCCAUGAAUAUGAACACCUUGAAUGCCAUGAACAGCUAUCGGAUGACACAGCCCAUGAUGAACAGCAGUUACCAUAGUAACCCUGCCUACAUGAACCAGACAGCACAGUAUCCUAUGCAGAUGCAGAUGGGGAUGAUGGGGGGCCAGGCCUAUGCCCAGCAGCCUAUGCAGCCAAACCCUCACGGGAACAUGAUGUACACGGGCCCCUCCCAUCACAGCUACAUGAAUGCUGCCGGUGUACCCAAGCAGUCGCUCAACGGACCUUACAUGAGAAGAUGA